AAGAACUCUGUAACUGACCUAAAGAAUGACUUGGCGCGCAUCCUGAAUAUGAGAACUGACUCUAAAGGCUUCUUCUCUUCUGCAGACAGCAAGGAUGAACCUGACGAUAGGGCGGAGAGGGUUCAACGCCAGGAUUCUAAUCUCUCCAGAAGUUCUGGUACAAGGAUAGAUGGGUGUACAACCUAUCAUACAUCUCCUACUACACCGGAGUGUACAACAUUCUUCUCCUAUGUACAGAGUGCCUCCCCAACAGGUAUUGCAGAUUCCCGGUCCUUGGUCUCAUCCAACUCCAAGGAUAGCGGCGGCCAGAUCGAUAUGGUCGAAUCAAAAGGAUCUGAAGACAGCGCUAAUCUUGUUUGUGUUGAUGCUAUAUCCCCCCAGCUGUCUCCCACUGCAGGAAGGAAAAGGUUUAGAAGACAGUCGACAGCCUAUGAUGAAUGUGUUAAUCAGAAAAUAUCUCCAGUAAGAAGAGGGAGCAGACCCUUUCUCAGUCCUGGUACAGAAGACUGUCCUAGAAGUGGAAGGCGGGAUUCAUUAUCCCCAGACUCUGCUGCAGAGGAUAGUACAAGGAAGGGAAGGAGAGAUUCUAAAGGAGCCAGCAGUGAUAAGGAAUCACGUGACUCUAGCCCAAAAACAAGAUGGAAGCGCCUAGGCAGACGGAAAUCAAGCGGAGCAAACAAUGAGGAUAAACUUCUUGGAAGAAGAAAAUCCAAAUCCCAUAAUUCUCACUCCCCUGAUUCAGGAGGAAGCUCAAGGGAACCUUCACCAAAGUUUAACGAAGGUCAUCCAUCAAUAGGCCUACGUCGGCAGUCUACUACUGAUGAAAUAUUUAUCGCAAGAGGAUUCCGGCGUGAGUCCACUAAUGAAGACUUGGCUCGCUGUAGAAACUUCCGGCGUCAAUCGUCAACUGCAGACUUAGACUUAACGUCCAAGAGGGCUGGCCGCCGAGACAGUGCGUGUCAAAUAUCAGAUGGUCAAAUCAAUUCGAUGACAAUAGAAACUACACAGGUUGGAUUGUUUGGAGAGAGUAGAGGUGGGGAUGAUGAUGGGUUCUUGUAUGAAAACCACACUUAUCAUGAGGAAUGUCUUCGGUGUAACAGCUGUGGUGUGAACCUGACCGGCCCAAACCAGAAGAGAGCUCGACGCUUUAAAAACCAGAUUCUCUGUGAUCUACACUUUGCAGAUAUGGCACUAAUGGAGAGUUCUGAUUUCAUGCAACAACUCAGAAAUUUUAAAGCGCAAAGUUUAGGAUGUGCAGUUGCUCGACGAAAGAGUUCAACUACUCUAAUAUUCCCUCUACCCCCUCAGGCUUGCUCAGAUGAAUUUUGUGAAUAUUACCCCCAUAGUCUGAUCCCUAAUCCUGGAUACUGGAUAGAGUGCAGCAGAGAGGUUGCACCUUCAUAUACAUACCAACCAGAAAAGGAACUUCGGGAGGAGGAACAUGAAUCUCAGGACUCGUUCGAGGACGAUGAUUUCGAUACAAUCCCUGAAGAGGAGAACUCGGAAAACUUGAAAAGAAUUAGAAAAUUGCACGCCAGAACUAGUCUUCCAAUUAUACAGGAACCAGUUCGGAAGAAAUCAAUUAUUGAAGAGCACUGGACUAAAUAUGGAAGCUUUGAUCUAACAAGCGUAGUUCAGGAGACACAUGAAAAGUAUUUCUACAGUACAGAGCACUGGAAUUAUUUCACAAAUGAUGAAGAUUUGGGACCAGUGAUACUAAGUCUUAAACAGGAGAAUAUAAAUGGUCGAGAUCAGUUCCGAAUCCUGGUCCGAGCUGUAGGGUAUACAAUACAUGGUCUUAUACCAGCCAGCUGUGUUUUUGCAGACAGGUAUAAUAGGGAGGAGGUGGUAGCUUCAUUAGGCAGAGAAAUCAAUCUUAAUCCUCCUCUCACUCUGGGACAGCUUCCAGAUACAUCGGAGGAGCUUCUUAAACUAGAUCAGGUGUUCAUUAAAUCGGAACUGAAAGUUGGAAUUAUUUACGUGAAAGAAGGUCAAUAUACAGAAGAGGAGAUAUUAGACAAUAACGAGAACAGUGAAAAUUUUGACGAGUUUCUCACAAUUUUAGGUGACAAGGUUAGAUUAAAGGGAUUCGACAAGUACAAAGGAGGUCUGGAUACUGUUCACGAUCUCACAGGGUUAAGUUCUGUGUAUACCUACUGGCGAGGUAUAGAGAUAAUGUUCCAUGUGUCUACCCUGCUUCCCUAUGAGAAGAAUGAUCCACAGAAGCUGCAGAGGAAACGACAUGUUGGAAAUGAUAUCGUCUGUGUAGUAUUUCUGGAAGCUGAUAACACUAGAUUUUCUCCAAGCUGCAUCAAAUCUCAUUUUCUUCACACUUUCAUCGUGGUUCGAUGCAGUCCCAAGAUUAAGUUUAAACCUAGAAGAUAUGAGAUCAGUGUGGUUACAAGAGAUGAAGUGGGAGCCUACAAACCAUAUCUCUGGGAGCAGUCAACCUUUAACAAGGGACCAAUGUUCAGAGAUUGGAUCCUAGCUAAGAUAGUGAAUGGGGAGCGGGCGAGCUACUCAGCUCCCAAGUUUGCCCGAAUGCAGGAGCGAACACGGAGCCAGAUGUUGGAGGAUUUAGUGGCAAACUUACAGAACCACGCAGAGACAGGACAAAUCCCUAAACCGUACAGGCGAGGAUCCUGGCGUCCAAUAGGACAUAUGCGUCCUUCUUCCCCUCUCCUGGAUUCGGUGAGGGAUCAGUUUGAGGGACAAGAUCAAAUGGCGAGGGAUUUUGCCGCGGCAUUUGUCCACACAAACUAUGAACUUAACAAUCUUUUUGAUAUUGUUUUUAUAGUAGGACAGGGAGCAAAUAAAAAGAAACUUUAUGGCGUUCGCGCCAUACUUGGUGUCCGGAGUAGAGUUUUCCAAGAAAUGCUUUAUGGAAUUUCAACCGUGUUUGGUUCUCCUCAAGUACCUGUUGCAGAGCUCCUGGCUCGCCCAGCUCCGACCCUUCACUCCCCCUCGGUCCAUGGGAAGAAGAGUUCCAACUUCCUUCAGGUUCCGGAGAUAGAAUCCCCUCGGCCGAAAUCUGUUCCGAAUUCUCCGAGUAUUCCUCGCGCAUUUUCUAACCUCCGAAUCCAGCUGAGUUCCGCCUGGGGGAAACAGAAGAUAGAUCGUCUGGUGAAUGAUGAUAAAAAAAAAUGGCCGAGUGAGCUAGAUUGUUCCGGAGAUCCUAAUCUGCGCGGAGUAAAAUAUUCCGAUGGAGCGAACCUGGCAGUUCCACGUUUAAGCGUGUGCGCGGACGCACAAAAAGUUGAUAAAAUAAAACUUCUGCAAACAGAUUUUCCUAUUAUUGAAUUCGAUCCAGAAACAUUUCAAGUUCUGCUCGAUUAUCUGCAUUCAGGAAGCUGUCCUCUCUCUUGUACAGGGAUUCCAGGUUUGAUAUGUGCUGCUGAGCACUACGAUUUACCUGAUCUAAUUCAAGCCUGCUUUCAUCAUGCUAAACAGUUUAUUAGAACUGAAAUCGCUUGUCUCAUGCUGUGCUCCCUAGAGAACUACUACUGGAGAUACUGCUCAGCCAGCGAGCUGGUCAAUAUGAUCCUGGCCUUCAUAGAAACGCGAGCACUCGCUAUAUUUCAUAAUAAACAUUUCCUAAGCCUAUCUGAAUCAAUGGUACAGAUGAUAAUGUCCCGGAAUCUUGAAAUACCAGAGCUACAUAAGUUCGAGGCAAUGCUCAAGUGGGCAAAUAACAAGGUUAAACCUAAGGCCCAGGUGAACAAGAUGGAAGGAAAACUUGAGUUUAGAUCCUGUAUGGAUAGAUUAUCAAGAGAUCUGAAACUUUACAAAAUCUCUCCACAGGAUCUGAUAAAAACAGUUCUCCCCAGCAAAGCAAUUAAGAAUGAACGCAUACUUGAGACCCUGAUGUACCAAGCAAACAGUGGGAUGUACAGAAUACAUGACAGUUAUCUAGAGGCCUUUCAGGAACGAAUUCAGAAACAAGAUUCCAAAUUCAGUGAAUGGGAAUCCUUUGAUUACUGUGGAUUUCAGGAUUAAAAGUGAUUGCAUGGAGAGUUUCCUACACCUAUUUAAAAAGAAAGCAGCAAAACUCUACGCACAAGGGGAAAAAGACAUAUUAAAAAAUCUGAUAUAAUCAGCUGUAGGGUUGCUACUUCAUUCUACUCCUGGAGAGUAUCUGAAUCUCGUAGACCUGGUUAAAUACGCUUGAAAACAAAUUAUUCUGGAACUAUUCAAUUCGUAUUAUUAUUAAAAUUAUUGCUAAAAGGGAUUGUUCAUAUAUUGAAGCAUUGAAAAAAAUAUUUUCUCAUUUUGUAAAAGUCCAUUUUUGAAGAAAAGAAAUUCGAUUUUUACUACCUAUUUUCCCCAGGGUACAAAUAGGUUUCCAUAAAAAAAUUAAUCCAAUUUGGUCCGGCCAAAAUAUAGUUUUAGACAAGCUAUGA
Messenger RNA from Eurytemora carolleeae, 4400 nucleotides. RefSeq lists its product as uncharacterized. The transcript has 31 exons. Gene Ontology annotation, cellular component: cytoplasm. The record is from RefSeq and is a predicted model, not a curated record. Lineage: Eukaryota; Metazoa; Arthropoda; Copepoda; Calanoida; Temoridae. Gene Ontology annotation, biological process: activation of GTPase activity; regulation of small GTPase mediated signal transduction. Bases 49 to 3996 code for a protein of 1315 amino acids. Gene Ontology annotation, molecular function: GTPase activator activity; protein binding.